Messenger RNA from Anopheles maculipalpis, 3558 nucleotides. RefSeq lists its product as uncharacterized. The record is from RefSeq and is a predicted model, not a curated record. Gene Ontology annotation, biological process: phosphatidylinositol metabolic process. Gene Ontology annotation, molecular function: phosphatidylinositol kinase activity. NCBI's taxonomy places the organism in Eukaryota, Metazoa, Arthropoda, Insecta, Diptera, Culicidae. The transcript is spliced from 15 exons. The coding region runs from base 73 to 3558 and encodes 1161 amino acids.
CACGCACACACACACAUACAACAUCAGAAAGUAUUUUAGCUUUGCAAAUAGGGGUCGUAGUAAGCAAGGGCGAUGGCAACCGGGGAUACGGCCGCUAUCGAUACGAUCGACGUCGAGUCGGCACUAUCUACGAAGAACUCCGAAUUUACCAGUAGCAGCAAGGAACAGCAAGUAGAGCUAGAUGAAUAUGGAAAAUUCAUCAAAGAUACUCCUGGAAAAUUCAUCAUGGCAGACGGGAUGUCCGGCGAACAGUCACUGGCUCCGCGGCCCCACCGGCCAAAGUCGGACAAGGAGCGCAAGAUCGGUCAUCGGCGGGUCGGCGAGGGGGGCGAAAUUACGUACAAGAAAAUCCAAACCACCACGAUUAUGGGUUCGAUUCAGCUCGGCAUCCAGCAUACGGUUGGCAGCUUGGCAUCGAAACCACGGCGCGAUCUGCUGAUGAUGGACUUCUGGGAGCUGGAAACGAUAUCCUUCCCACCGGAAGGUUCCAGUAUGACACCCGCGCACCACUACAGCGAGUUUAAGUUUAAAAUUUACGCUCCAAUUGCGUUUCGGUACUUUCGCGACCUGUUCGGCAUACAGCCGGACGAUUUUAUGAUGUCUAUGUGUUCAGCCCCGCUGCGGGAACUGUCGAAUCCGGGUGCGUCCGGUUCGAUCUUCUAUCUGACGGAUGACGAUGAGUUUAUCAUUAAAACUGUGCAACACAAGGAGGGAGAGUUUUUGCAGAAACUGUUACCAGGGUACUAUAUGAAUCUAAAUCAAAAUCCCCGCACGCUGUUACCGAAGUUUUUCGGCCUGUACUGCUACCAGUGCAAUAGUAAAAACGUUCGAUUAGUCGCUAUGAACAACUUGCUUCCCUCUUACGUAAAGAUGCACCUCAAAUACGAUCUCAAGGGUUCGACGUACAAACGGAAGGCUAACAAAGCGGAACGCUCGAAAUCAUCGCCCACGUACAAGGAUCUAGAUUUUAUGGAGCAUCACCCGAAUGGGUUGUUUCUGGAGGCGGAGACUUACAGUGCACUGAUCAAAACGAUCCAGCGGGACUGUCGGGUGCUUGAGUCUUUUAAAAUUAUGGACUACUCGCUGCUCGUUGGCAUUCACAAUCUCGACCUAGCGGUAAAGGAAAAGCAGGAGGCGGCGGCCAAGGCACGUUCCGAAGGUGAAUCGGACUACGAAGAUGCACCGGAAGCGGAUCAGUAUAUGGUACAGGAACGGGAAGAACAGCGAACAACAGCCCUAAACAGGAGCAGACACACCACCUAUGGAAAGAUGCUGAUUAGGUCUAUCAACCGGCAAAGGCUUGUUGCGCAUUCGACAGCAAUGGAAAGUAUUCAGGCUGAAAGUGAACCGAUCGAUGAGGAGGACGAUGUCCCUCCCGGUGGAAUACCUGCACGCAGUGAGAAGGGCGAACGGCUAUUACUGUUCAUCGGUAUCAUCGAUAUUUUGCAGUCGUAUCGGUUAAGGAAAAAGCUGGAGCACACGUGGAAAAGUAUUAUACACGACGGUGAUACCGUGUCGGUGCAUCGGCCUUCUUUCUAUGCACAACGCUUUCAGGAGUUCAUGGCCAAAACUGUUUUUAAGAAAAUUCCUUCACUGGAUCUGCCUGAGAUCAAGGGCAAUCAUAGAAAAUUUCGCACGUUGGUCACCAGCUACAUAGCGCUAAAACAUUCACCAUCCAAGAGAAAAAGUUUAUCGAAAGCCGCACAGAGAGCAAAAAAUGAAGAAACAGAUAGUCAACCCGUAGCCGGCAGCUCCCAUCAGCAUCAUCAUCAGAACCAACAGUUCAACCCGACACAGACGCAUUUCAAUCAACAGACUACGGGGACUCCCAAAUCAGAUGUCGAUACUUCCUCGAGUGUGCAUACGGCGGCAACGAUCACGACCACGUCCAGUAGCAGUGCUGUGGGUGGUAAUGGCAAAACGGUGGCCGCUGGUAGUGCUGGUACCGGUGCAACACGUACUGCCGGUGGUAAUGCAUCAGUAACGCCCACCAACAUGCCACCGCUUAAAAAGAAAACGACCGUCGUAAAGCAAAGCGUUCCGCCACCGGUUCCACCGCGCGGUUCACCAAAGUUCAGCAAGACGGCUGGAUCGGGCCGGCCCGGUGGUACAUCCGGUUCGCUACCCAGCCAGUCCAGUGGUCACCGGGGACGGUCCAGUGCAGGUAAGAGGCAACGCUCGUCUCCACGUGGUCCUGGCAAUCAUGGUGGAAUCGGCGAAGGAUCCGAACAAAAGGACGCCAGGAAGGACUGUUCGACUCAACCACGUUCGGCACGUUCCACUGCGCUCGAUCCGCUGCGUGAGAAUGAUGCAGACGAGUUACAGCUCGUUCCAUCGCCCAACAAAGUGCUCAGUUGGCUCAGUAGCAACGACUUUCGUGUGUCGGAAAAUGGGGACAUUCUGUCGGAUGAUUUUGCGAGUAGCGAAAUAGCACUACCAGUGGGUAAAGCACAGCAUUGUGGCGAUCAGGAAGCUUCUGCUGCUGUAACGAUACCUAAAAUUAUUGCUGUAAAGCGAAAACCGUUGUCCAGUUCCGUAGCGGUGCCAUCCAAUGUGAAGGAUGUAUCGAAAACGUUUGAACGGCUUUCCAGCCGUAAUGGAAGUGGUUCGUCGGUACAGCAAAUGAUAAGAAACUUUGAGCGGACUGCAGCGACGACUGUAGUUAGGUCGGAAUCUAUGUACUCUAGAGUUCCUAGUCACUGUGGGUCGAAAGAUCCGCCAGUUGUGUUACCGAUGAUGCCUCGUACCACAAGAACGCUCCCAUUGACAAUUCCAAUCAUUAAAGAGACGCUAGUUGAGGAUGAAAAUAAUAACACUCGUCCUGCUGUGAUACACGAUGGCCACGAUCAGACUUUUAUACCGAUGGCCGAACGAUUGGAGAAGGACAACGAUCUUACCGCACACGAAAAUGAUCAGUUGGUGUUAGCAAACUUGAAAAAUGUUGUUAAAGCACGUCGGGAAAUGUUUAACACUUCACCCGACUCUACAAUGGAACGGAAAACACGAACCAUACGAUCAACCAUUCCUAAUGGUGGCAUUGUAAGAAAAGAAGAAUCAGUUGCAAAAUCUACACCACAACCCAUACAAGGCACUGGUACGUCAAAAGCAAAACUAACGCGUUCGGUGACGCAAGGAAAACGGCAACCCUCACCAUCGUCGCGCAUCAAUCCGGAUGAGAUACAAAGAAAGAUUGAAGAAAUCGAAGCAGAAAUACGUCAAAACGAGGAACGUUUGAAUCGAAUACCUUCCAGGAGAUCGUUACAUCGGGAGCACGGUAAUAUGAUCGUCAAACCAACGGUAACGACUGAACGUCUCGUUGGUCCUUGCCGCAACGAUAGCUUCCUCUCGCGUUUAAAGCCUAAAACGCCACACCGUAAUGGACUGGUCGUAGGUAUCGUAGACUGUGGCUUGGAAUCAACGAAACCUGGCAAGGAUGUACGGUUCCUGCAGCAGGAGGAGAAAGUUUCCAUCAUCCGACGGAUCGGGCUACCGUUGGACGAAAACCACAACCUGGAAAGCUACCUGGAGCAGUUUAGUCUGGAAGGAGAGUUUGUUUGA